Messenger RNA from Schistocerca nitens (vagrant locust), 577 nucleotides. RefSeq names its product cuticle protein 6.4-like. Bases 57 to 326 code for a protein of 89 amino acids. The transcript has 3 exons. The record is from RefSeq and is a predicted model, not a curated record. Lineage: Eukaryota; Metazoa; Arthropoda; Insecta; Orthoptera; Acrididae.
ACUUGGGCAUCAUCUUCAGCGCCGACAGCCGAAGCCGAUACACACACACCACAACCAUGUUCAAGUACUUGAUCCUCGCUCUGUGCGUGCUGGCUGUUGCCUUCGCCGCUGAGGAGUCCGCCCCCAAGGAGAAGCGCGGCCUGGCCUACGCCACCGGCCUCGGCUACUCCGCCCCCCUGGCCUACUCCGGACUGUACAACGGCUACUCCGCCUACGGCGUGCCCGCCUACGCCUCCGGCUACUAUGGCUACAGCGGCCUGGGAUACAACGGACUGGGAUACGCCGCUGCCCCCGCCCUGGGCUACGGAUACCACGGAUACUACUAGAUGGCCCAUCCCUAGCAUUCUCAACUUCUCCUGGUCCUCCGCCUUCCCUUCCAUACUGAUGCUGAACUUCAGGAAGAAACUGAGCCUUGCUGGAGCUUAAUAAGUGGUCAUCUGGAAUCAACCUGAGUAGACACUCGAUCGGUUCUACGAUCAAGCAAUGUCGACAUCACGCUCGAUUCCUUGAGCUGAAGAUCUGUAAUCAGUAUACACCUCCUACAUAGUCCCCAGAAAUAAAAAAACUUAGCAGAAAA